Molecule: messenger RNA, 3252 nt
Organism: Eucalyptus grandis
Lineage: Eukaryota; Viridiplantae; Streptophyta; Magnoliopsida; Myrtales; Myrtaceae
Product: putative receptor-like protein kinase At3g47110
Exons: 2
Coding region: 1-3081 (1026 amino acids)
Biological process (GO): protein phosphorylation
Molecular function (GO): ATP binding; protein binding; protein kinase activity
Source: RefSeq, a predicted model, not a curated record
AUGGACCUUGCCUAUAGAUAUCAGCUUUUGCCCAUGUCAUUCUCAUGCCUAACUACAAUCCUUCUUCUAUUAGGGAGUGUCCUAGCUGUAGUAAAAGAUGGCCAGGACGAGAUUGAUCGAUUGGCUUUAUUAGAAUUCAAGGCUCGAAUAGUCGAUCCUAAUGGGGUUUUGAGCUCGUGGAAUGAUUCUAGCCACUUUUGCAAUUGGUACGGUGUCACUUGCGGUCGCAAACACCGAAGAGUCACCAUACUAGACCUUGGCUACAAGAACUUAUCCGGGGUUGUGCCGCCCCAUAUUGGUAAUCUGAGCUUUCUGAGGAGAGUUAAUCUGGAGAACAACAGUUUUCAUGCCAAAAUUCCCCCGCAUUUUGGCCGCUUGCUUCGGUUGCAGGAGUUGUUCCUUAAUAACAACUUGUUCAGCGGUGAAAUCCCUUGGAAUCUCUCCUAUUGCUCUAAUUUGCUCACUCUUGACUUAGGCUUCAACAUGCUCAAAGGAAAUUUGCCGACAGAACUGGGCUCAUUGUCCAAGCUCCGAGCACUUAUACUUCAAUUCAACAGCUUGAUGGGAAACAUCCCACCAUCUAUUGGAAACUUAUCAUCUCUUCAAAAGUUCAUAAUAAUGCAGAAUAAUUUUAGUGGUACGAUCCCAGAGACUCUUGGCCAGUUGAGAAAUCUAAAGAUUCUCUAUCUUUUCAUGAAUAAAUUUGUUGAUACAAUUCCUAUCUCAAUCUUCAAUAUAUCUACUCUGACACUCUUUGAUGUAGCUUACAACCAAUUGGAGGGGGGUUUACCUAGCGACUUAGGCUUCGCUCUUCCAAAUAUCGAGAGAAUCGGUAUGGAGUACAACCACCUCACUGGACCCAUUCCCGAGUCAAUAUCCAACGCCUCUAACCUCGAGGUAAUCCAAUUCAACCAGAACAAUUUUAAUGGGAAAGUUCCUUCUUUUUCAAAGAUAAGAGGACUCCAUUGGAUUAAUAUUAACCUCAACAACUUAGGAGGUGAGCAAUCUACUGAUUUGGACUUCCUCUGUUCUUUAACCAAUUCCACAAAAUUGGAACAUUUGAGUAUCGAUGAAAAUGCUUUUCGAGGACUAAUACCCGACUGUAUCAGUAACCUCUCGACCACCCUUUCCACAUUUGACUUAGGAAACAACUAUAUUUCUGGAACCUUACCUUCUGGAAUCGGAAAUCUCAUUAAUUUGGAGAGAUUGCAAAUGCAGAACAAUUGGAUCUCGGGAAACAUUCCUUCCGAGAUCGGAAAUCUGAACAAACUGAAGCUUUUGGAUCUUGGCCACAAUGAACUCUCAGGGCAAAUACCGGAAUCUUUUGUGAAUUUAAGGAUGUUAAUUGAAUUGUACUUGGACGUCAAUAAUUUAUGGGGCUCGAUACCAUCGUCUCUGAAAAAUUGCCAAAAUCUACUUCUCCUGAACCUUUCGACCAACAACCUCAACGGUUACAUGCCCCCGGAGAUUAUGGGCCUCUCAUCUUUGUCGAUUUCCCUCGACUUGUCUCGAAAUAAUCUUACCGGCUCCCUUUCAGAAGAAGUUGGAAAAUUGCAAAAUCUUGGCGAACUACAUCUUGAUGGGAAUAGAUUAUCUCAACAGAUUCCAAGCAGUAUAGGCAGUUGUAUAAGCAUGGAACGCCUAUAUGUACAGGAUAACUUCUUUGAAGGGCCCCUACCAUCGACUAUGAGUUCCAUGAGAGGCCUUCAGGUUUUGAAUGUUUCCAACAACCAAUUAUCCGGCCAAAUCCCAAAAUUUCUAGAGUCGCUAAAUCUGACGAAUUUGAGCCUAUCUUACAACGAUUUCAAGGGUGCAUUGCCUACAAAAGGAGUUUUCAAAAGUACCAUUUCAACUUCGGUCGUUGGAAACAAGAAGCUUUGCGGGGGUCUCCCAGAUUUUCAACUACCGAAAUGCUACUACAAAGAGUCAAAACGGACGAGAAUAAGCGGAAUUGCAAAAACUCUUAUAUCUAUAGUCUCUGCUCUUGUUGGAGUAGCCUGCAUAUUGUCUUUGUUAUACUUCUUCCGAUUUGGACACAAUAAGAACGCGUCAGCUUCAAGCUCUUCUGAAGAUGGGUUUUUGCAUGUUUCUUAUCAUAGUCUACUAAAAGCAACAGGUGGAUUCUCCUCCACCAAUCUGCUUGGCGUGGGAAAUUUUGGGUCCGUGUACAGAGGACUUCUUGAUCAAACUCAGUCAGUUGUGGCCAUUAAGAUUCUCGACCGUACAUGUGAUGGAGUUUCCAAGAGCUUCAUAGCCGAGUGCGAGGUCAUGAGAAGAAUCCGACAUCGUAAUCUUGUGAAGGUGCUCACCGCAUGUUCUGGGUUUGAUUUUAAUGGAAAUGAUUUCAAGGCACUGGUCUACGAAUUCAUGUCAAAUGGAAGCUUGGAUGAAUGGUUGCACCCAACUGCAUCACAAUAUACGGAGAGAAGCAAGUUGACUCUACUUGAGAGAGUGAACAUUUCCAUUGAUGUUGCUUGUGCACUAGAUUAUCUCCAUCAUCACUGUGAAAUGCCAAUAGUUCAUUGUGAUCUAAAGCCAAGCAAUAUCCUUCUUGAUGAUGAAAAGACUGGACAUUUGGGCGAUUUCGGGCUUGCCAGGUUCCUUCCAGAAGCAAUGCAUAAGUUACUGGCCAAUCAAUCAAGCUCUGUCAAAGUCAAAGGAUCUUUCGGCUACAUAGCUCCAGAGUACGGCAUGGGAAGCGCAGUAUCCACACGAGGAGAUGUGUAUAGUUUCGGGGUCCUCAUUUUGGAGAUGUUCACGGGCAAGAGGCCAACCGAUGACAUAUUUGAAAAUGGGUUGGACCUUCAUCACUUUGCAAAUGCAACUUUGACAGAUCGAGUGGAGAAGGCAAUUGAUCCCGUUCUACUUCAAGAAAUUGAGGAAUUGAAUAAGAGACAAAGAGUCACUCCAGAGGGCAAGAACAAAAGCUGGAGCAAUAGUCAGGACUGUUUGGCUUCAAUUAUCAAAAUAGGAGUUGCUUGCUCUUCUGAGUCUCCAAGGGAACGAAUGGACAUCGGCGAUGCAUUGACUAAACUCCAAGGAAUCAAGAAGAAACUUCUUAAUUUCAUUGUCAUUGCCUAGUUGAUGUCAAAUCUAAACUUCAUAUCGAGUCAUGUGGUCUUUGUGGUCAUUGCUUUGUCUGGAAUUGGAUAUGUUGUUUUGUCAUUCACGAACAAUUUGAAUCUAGCUAUGACUUAGCAAUUGGAGGAAGUUCAAAAUAGUUUAUGUUGUCUUAAGCAAAAGAGCACUAUC